UGCAUAUUGGGGACUGCCCAGAAUGUAUGGAACUGUACAACCAGCUCACCAUAAUGUCCCCACCGCUCCCAUGUACUGUUUGUUCCUGGUUUGAUUGUGAUACAUUUGAGUAUCUUGCAGCAGUGCCACCAUCAUGGGCUAUGGUGGCAUCAGAACCUACAAGCAGAGCCAUGCUGGGAUGAACGGUACCUGUCCAGUAGCUAGAGAGGGGCAGGAGAUGAUGCAGUUCUCUCUCUGCUGAUAGCCAGGGCUCAGAGAGGAGCCAGAGUCCACAGGAAAGGCCAUGGAAUCCCACUUUUACUCACUGGCAUCCCCCAAGAGAAGUACAGAGAAAAAUCAGCCCAGGGGAGAAAAGAGUUCAAGGUUCAUGAAUGGUUGGGGAGACACUGGAGUUCGGGGCGGUGAUGCUGUAUGGAAUAUGGGUUUAUAAUAAUUUAUAAUAUUAACAGCAAUAUUACAAAUUGGAAUGAAUCAUGCUAGAUAUGCUGUGUAAGGUGUUGGUGAAAAUGAUCUGAUUUGCCAAGUCUAAUAAUCUUGUUUAUGUUUGUAUUGCCUUUGUAUUGUGAGUUAGAGAUAUGUAGGGUAUAUCUGUAUUUCCAAACUUGUGCUGUGUUUCUGGGUGACACCCCCAGGCAGUUUGACAUCAGCACUGCCUAGCCUGUUUGAUGGUCCAUCAAGGAUCAUCGGCUGUACAAUUGACCCAUUGAGAGAAGGCAAGGGAUACAUCUUAUUAGUCAGCAAGGCAUGUAGUAACUGGAGUAACUUUUCUGCAAACAAAGCUCUAAACAAAGUAAUGAAAGACCCAUCCAAGCUGUGGAUGUGUUCCACAGGGACUUCCAAGCCAGCAAACUCACCAAUACGCCUAAGAACAUGAUAUAUGGACUUGGAAGUUUCUAUAUGUGUUUGAGUGCUUUAUCAUUUAACAACUCUUUAUAAUAAACCUUUAGUUUUAGACACUAAAGGAUUGGCUGGCAGCAUGGUAUUUUGGGUAGGAUCUAAACGAAUAUUGACCUAGUAACGUGGCUGACCCUAUGGGGUCAGAAGAACAUUUGGUAUAUGUGAGCAGAGUUUUUAAAUGACUUCUCCCUGUACUGGACCUAGGUGCUGAUUGGGAGCCAGAGAACUGGAAUGGAAUUAGGGGACUGGGGGGGGGGGAUUUCUUUUUUUUUAACUUCUUGAUAACCAGCGUGGGAGAUCAGAAGUACUGUCUGUGACUGGUUGGUGAGUUUAACUUCAGUGUUAACCACUAGUUUGGGGAGUCUCUGCUCUCCCUUCUGCAGCCUGGCCUGACUUUGGCAUUUUCAGUGAGGGCAGCCCCGGGCACCCCGGGUCACAGGGGUGUGUGAGGGAAUUAUGAAGAAAGUCUGUAAUCUGAUAUUUGGACAAAAGAAGGUGGAGCCAUGGCCGGGAAGAGUUGAGGAACCCCAUAUUAACCCAGAUCGAGAACAGCCGGGCAGUUGAACAUCUGCAAACUCAGAGACAAAAUGGACCAGAGCCGCACUAAGAAAGAAGCUAUGGAGAAACUUUUUGAUCCAAAAGAGUUUUUGAAAACGUAUUAUUCCUUUGACUCCACAAGCAGUGAAAAAAAUGAUAUUUUGAUGUUUUUUCUGAGAAACUUCUUUAAGACCUUCAUUUUGGAUGGCGUUAAAGGCAACACCCUGAUUCGUAUUGGCACUGCGCCCAGCAUUUUCGAACUGCUCUCUGCCUGUGAGUCCUUCAAGGAGAUCAUCGUCACACAGAAUACGGAUCAGAACUGUCAGGAACUGCAGAAAUGGCUAAAGAGAGAGCCGGGAGCGUUUAACUGGACUCCGGUGGUGAAAUACGCGUGUGAGCUGGAAGGGGACAGGAACAAGUGGGCUGAGAAGGAAGAGAAAUUACGAAGAAGGGUCAAGCAGAUUCUGGAAUGUGAUGUCAGCAAAUUCAACCCUGUGACCUUUGCCUCUCUGCCCCCUGCUGACUGCCUGCUCUUGUGCCAUUGUUUAGAAGCAACUUGCAAUGACCUGAGUACCUACCGUGCUGCACUGAAGAACAUCAGCUCCCUGUUAAAGCCAGGGGGUCACUUGCUGAUGCUGACCGUAAUGAAGUGUAAUUAUUAUAUGAUUGGUCAACACAAGUUUCCCUGCCUCUUUCUGGAGAAGGAGGUUCUGGAGGAAGCAGUGAAGGAGGCUGGUUAUGAUAUUUUGAAGUUUGAGGUGACUCCCAUAUGCUAUCCAGCUAGUUUGGUAGAGCAUGAGGGGAUCUCUUACCUAGUUGCUUCCAAAGGGAAGGGCAAAGAAGAUUAAAGAGAAAAUACAUCAGCUCAAUGCAAGUAGAGAGGCAGAAUAGAGUAGCUGUAGAUGCUGGUAGACCUGAAGCUCAAUGUGCUCUGUGGAGCUUUGAUGACCUCCAAAAACUCUGGAGAGCCAGUUUGUUCAGGAUGCACGAGCUUCAACCCCUUGUUGUGCCACUAAAGCUGCCUUCAUCCCGGUCCUUUCCCACUCAGAGCUGCCAUAACGUCUCCCUGGCCUCCAACCCCACUGUGCUUCAUCCAGUCUAGCUGCACCCCACUCGGCUUCAUCCUCUCCCUUCAUCCUCUCCCUGCUCUUGCCAUGUUUUGCCUAGUGUCAGGCUACAGCUGUGCAGUUAAUCAUAAUUACAUAAUGAAUCAUACAAAGCUCUUCUCACUGAUAACGGACUGGAGCCUGCUCCCAGUAGUCAGUGGCAAAACUCCCACUGGCUUCAGUGGUGCAGGACUGGGCCCAAUCAGUGCUGGGUUUGGAAUCAUUGGUGGAUGGGGUUUAGAAAGAGGAUCAAAAUCCAUAUACAGGCCCAACCACCCCAGACUUUUAGGAACAGACGUUCUGCCCCUGAGCUGCCUCUAGAUUCAAAUUCUGCAAAUAGCUCCAUUUGAUAAUGGGUUGAGCUACUCCUUUCUUACCUUAAAUUUUGCAACUCGCUCCCAUGUCAGGUGUUUAGCUUUGUGCCUUUCUAUGCAUCUGCAUUAGACUGUAAACUCCUUGGGGCAGCCAUCCUGCCUCCUUGAGAGUCUUGUCUCCCGGCACUGAGAGCAUGGCUCACACUGAACACAUCAUCCUCAAUACUGCCUAUAACCUCGCUGUGAUUUUAACAUUGAUCCGUUUGAACUGAUUGGCUUGUGCCUGACAGCUGCAUUGGGCCAUGGUGUUGGUUGAAUGAUUUGUUUUGGUGAAUAAUUGUAAUCUCCACCCAAUCGGUGCUUGUCUAAUAAAGAUCUGUUUCCCAUAUGCAAUAA
Messenger RNA from Chrysemys picta bellii (western painted turtle), 3250 nucleotides. The record is from RefSeq and is a predicted model, not a curated record. Lineage: Eukaryota; Metazoa; Chordata; Testudines; Emydidae.